This is a messenger RNA of Brassica rapa (field mustard), 1473 nucleotides long. Its product is annotated as mitochondrial carnitine/acylcarnitine carrier-like protein. Gene Ontology annotation, molecular function: L-ornithine transmembrane transporter activity. The record is from RefSeq and is a predicted model, not a curated record. NCBI's taxonomy places the organism in Eukaryota, Viridiplantae, Streptophyta, Magnoliopsida, Brassicales, Brassicaceae. Gene Ontology annotation, biological process: mitochondrial L-ornithine transmembrane transport.
AAAAUUUAAAAUCGAAUCCCAAUAAUGUCUCUGCAAAGCGCCUUCGACCAUCCUUUAUAGCGUAGAAAACAGUUGGAGUGAUUAGAACUUUUAUGUCCACUUGAAAGUAGUUAGAUUUUACCGGAUCCCUUGUUUGUGUCUCUGAAUCUAUUCGUUUUAUUAAGUCCAUUUGAUAUCGAUUGCAUUCUUUUUAUUAGGUAACUCUCUUUUUCAAAAAAAAAAAAACCCUGGUAACUGAUAAGAGAGAAUAUAUCUAAUAACUCUCGAUCUAAUUUCACCUCAUUGCCUUCUUCAUCUUCCAAAUUGACUGUAAUUGGAUUGCAUUUGAGUUGAACUGUUAGAUGUUCUGUCUACACCAAACUUAGUCAAACUUGUUUCAGAGAUGGCGGAUGCGGCUAAAGAUUUAGCUUCAGGGACUGUUGGAGGAGCAGCUCAGAUAAUCGUAGGUCAUCCAUUUGACACAAUCAAGGUCAAACUCCAGAGCCAACCGGCUCCAACACCUGGUCAACCACCACGGUACACCGGUGCCUUCGAUGCGGUUAGACAGACCGUUGCUGCUGAAGGACCUAAAGGUUUGUACAAAGGUAUGGGAGCUCCGCUUGCAACCGUUGCUGCCUUAAAUGCGGUUUUGUUCACCGUGAGAGGUCAAAUGGAAGGGCUGCUUAGGUCCGAUCUUGGAGUUCCAUUGACCAUUAGUCAACAGUUUGUGUGCGGCUCAGGCGCUGGUUUUGCUGUCUCGUUCCUUGCUUGUCCUACAGAGCUGGUCAAAUGCAGGUUGCAAGCACAAGGUGCACUAGCCUGCGCCUCUACCACAAGCUCAGUCGUUGCAGCCGUGAAAUACGGUGGACCAAUGGACGUAGCCCGUCAUGUGCUACGAUCAGAAGGCGGAGCACGAGGGCUAUUCAAAGGUUUGUUCCCUACGUUUGCCCGAGAAAUCCCCGGAAACGCAACAAUGUUUGCCACCUACGAAGCUUUCAAGCGGUUCUUAGCCGGUGGUUCUGACACUUCAAGCUUAGGACAAGGAUCAUUGAUCAUGGCUGGUGGAGUUGCUGGUGCGUCCUUUUGGGGAAUUGUUUACCCGGCCGAUGUUAUGAAGAGUGUUCUUCAAGUAGAUGAUUAUAAGAACCCUAAGUACAGGGGUUCAAUGGAUGCUUUUAGGAAAAUUUUGAAAGCUGAAGGAGUUAAAGGUUUGUAUAAAGGGUUUGGUCCUGCCAUGGGUAGGAGUGUUUUUGCUAAUGCUGCUUGCUUCUUGGCAUAUGAGAAGACAAGGUCAAGCUUGGGGUAAAUCAGUUUGGUUUGGUCUUAACUUUUGGUUCGAUUUGUUGAAUGUUCCAAUUUAUUAAUCUUCUAAAUUUUCAGCAAUUUUUUUGGAUGAUUCUUCUAAUUUUUCGGCAAAAAUACUGUGUAUUUCUUUACACAAUUGUAUUUAACACUAUAUAUUUACUUGAUUUUAUAUGAUUCAGCUUAGAAAUU